This is a messenger RNA of Racocetra fulgida, 261 nucleotides long. The record is from the annotation of a GenBank genome assembly. NCBI's taxonomy places the organism in Eukaryota, Fungi, Glomeromycota, Glomeromycetes, Diversisporales, Gigasporaceae.
AUGGCAUCUUUUCUAAAAAUUUUUAUCACUUUGAUUGCCAUUAUUGCCUUUUUAUCGCAUUUUACUGUCAGUGAAACAUCCGACGUUCUAAAUGGUUUCUGUAGUAAUCUAUUGAAUGAUUAUAAGCUUGAAUGCGUGUUACCUGAAUUAAAGGAUGAAUUAACUUCCGUUGAAGGGACCAAAAAAGAAGCUACUCAAAAUGUAAUUGACAUUUUCGAAACAAAACCUUUGAGUACUGAAUGCACUACUGGAAAAGUCCUA